CAUAAAAUUUAUUAUUUUCGCAAUUAUGCAAUUAAACUCAUAAAUGGGUAAGGUUAAAUUAGAAAGGUAAAGGAAGAAAGAACUAACUCUCCUAGAUUACUAAACUAAUAAACUGAUUGACAGUAUUUCAUUGACCAUUCGACUGGCCGGUUUAUUUAAAGUUGUUAUAAGUGUUUAAAUUACUUAUCUUUAAUUUAUUUAACACGGCAAGUUGUUAGUAAUUACCGAAAAUAAUUUAUAACUUACUGAAAUUUUUUUUACUACCAUAUGUUAUUAGUGAUUAAUUAAUUAUACUUAUUAGUAAUUCAUGAAAAUAGCCUAUAAUUAUAUUGUUUAUUUUAAAAUUAAUCAUAAUCAUGUUGUCAUGCCUAGUGUUUUUAUUGGGCUUAUAUUUCUCAACUGUUAAUUCAGCUGGAAAGUUUGAGACUGUGUACAAGUGGUAUUGGGUUGACUACCUAUGGGAGAGUGAAACACAAAGAAUAGGGUCUAUUAUAACCGGUGAAUAUAAUUAUACGAAACCAGUUAUUAUUGAUGUUGACGUUUGGAAAGAUAAAAAAGUAUUUGUUACGGUGAUAAGAACUGAUGGAGUACCGGCAAGUUUGACAACAAUUUCAAGUAAAAAUGGCCAAGGUGGUCCUCUUUUGAAACCUUACCCUAGUUGGAAUUGGGCAAGAAAAGGAGAUUGUAAUUCAAUUACAAGUGUUUUUCGAGUUGCCAUAGAUGAAUGUGAUCGUUUGUGGGUAUUGGAUACAGGAAAAAUAAAUGAAGAACAUGUUUGUCCAGCGCAAUUACUAGCAUUUGAUCUUAAAUCAGACCGUCUUAUAAAAAGAGUUAGAAUUCCUCAUAAGAUAGCUAUAAAUAUUAUUACGAAAAAAGGUUUGUUGGUAACGCCGAUCGUGGAAACUGAAGGAGUUUACUGUUCUAAAACAUUUGUCUACAUAGCAGAUGUAACUGGCAAUGCCUUGAUAAUUUACAAUGGGACAAAUUUUUGGCGUUUAGAGUCGCCGAUUUUUGAGCCUCAAGAAACAGCGGCCAGUGUUACGAUUGCAAAUGAAACAUUUUAUUUAGACGACGGAGUUUUGGGAAUGGCGUUGAGCCCUAAGUUGAAUAAAAAUUCACGAAAUUUAAUGUUUCGGCCAUUGGCAUCUUUUGAUAUGAUUUCUGUUGAGACAUCUAGUCUACAGGAAUCGUAUGCCAAUGAACCGAUACGUUACACGGUUAUAUCGAGAGCAUUACCAAGUCAAGCAGCUGCCAUGGCUUUCUCUAAGGCCGGAACACUUUUUUUUGGACUCCCUCAUGAUCUCGCAAUGGCUUGUUGGAAUAUUAAUAAACCUCUUACUAAAGAUAAUAUCGUAGUAAUUGAUAAGGACCAUCAUGAUUAUCAAUUUGUGAGUGGGGUCAAAGUAAUACCGUCGCACAUUACAUCAAGAUCUGAAGAGCUGUGGAUCGCAACGAAUAGAUACCAAAAAAUAGCUUUAGAAACACAAAAUUUUAGUGAAAUUAAUUUUAGAAUUAUGAAAAGUCCUGUUGAUAAUUUAAUCAAAGGAACAAACUGUAAUUAUGGUUUCAAUUUUAAAUUUCUUUCUGAUUAUAACUCACAGUUUUCUAAUGGUUUUUUAAAAUAAAAAAAAUUAUUUGA
This is a messenger RNA of Microplitis mediator, 1639 nucleotides long. RefSeq names its product major royal jelly protein 2-like (gene Mrjp9). The transcript is spliced from 5 exons. NCBI's taxonomy places the organism in Eukaryota, Metazoa, Arthropoda, Insecta, Hymenoptera, Braconidae. Gene Ontology annotation, cellular component: extracellular region. Bases 357 to 1625 code for a protein of 422 amino acids. The record is from RefSeq and is a predicted model, not a curated record.